GGCCUGCCUGCCGGGUUUAUUAGUACGCGGCGACCGUGGCGGCGGCGGCGGCCGCAGCUACUGCUACGACGGGAUCCCGGACGGAGCGGCGGCCCGCGGAGCAGAGUUGUAUUCCGGGGUCCCGAUCGCAGGCGGCGUGGCCCACGGGUCAUGGCCAAAGGAGAGGGCGCCGAGAGCGGCUCCGCGGCGGGGCUGCUGCCCGCGGGCAUUAUACAAGCGGGUGAACGUCCGGCCCAGGUGAAGAAGGAACCGAAGAAGAAACAACAGUUGUCCGUUUGCAGCAAGCUUUGCUAUGCAGUUGGAGGGGCCCCCUACCAGGUGACAGGCUGUGCCCUGGGGUUCUUCCUGCAGAUCUACCUGUUGGAUGUGGCUCAGGUGGACCCUUUCUCUGCCUCCAUCAUCCUAUUUGUGGGCCGGGCUUGGGAUGCCAUCACAGAUCCCCUGGUGGGUUUCUUCAUUAGCAAGUCUUCGUGGACCCGCCUGGGCCGCCUCAUGCCCUGGAUCAUCUUCUCCACGCCCCUGGCCGUCGUUGCCUACUUCCUCAUCUGGUUCGUGCCUGACUUCCCACAGGGCCAGAGCCUGUGGUACCUGCUUUUCUAUUGCCUCUUUGAGACACUGGUCACAUGUUUCCACGUUCCCUACUCAGCUCUCACCAUGUUCAUCAGCACAGAACAGAGUGAGCGGGAUUCUGCCACUGCGUAUCGGAUGACUGUGGAGGUGCUGGGCACAGUGCUGGGAACAGCGAUCCAGGGGCAAAUCGUGGGCCAAGCGGAUACACCUUGUCUCCAGGACCGCAACAUUUCUGCAGUGGCCUUGGAAGGUGCCAAUCGCACACACAGCACCACCUCACUCAGAGAAACGCAAAAUGCAUACCUGCUGGCAGCAGGGGUCAUUGCCACCAUCUAUAUCAUCUGUGCUGUCAUCCUGAUCCUGGGCGUGCGGGAGCAAAGAGAACCCUAUGAGACUCAGCAGGCUGAGCCGAUGUCCUUCUUUCGGGGCCUCCGGCUGGUCAUGAGCCACGGCCCGUACGUCAAGCUUAUUGCCGGCUUCCUCUUCACCUCCCUGGCUUUCAUGCUGGUGGAAGGGAACUUCGCCUUGUUUUGCACCUACACCCUGGGCUUCCGCAAUGAAUUCCAGAAUCUGCUACUGGCCAUCAUGCUCUCGGCCACAUUCACCAUCCCCAUCUGGCAAUGGUUCCUAACCCGGUUUGGCAAAAAGACGGCUGUAUACAUUGGGAUCUCUUCAGCAGUGCCAUUUCUCACCUUGGUGGCCCUCAUGGAGCGUAACCUGAUCAUCACAUACGUGGUAGCUGUGGCAGCUGGCAUCAGUGUAGCAGCUGCCUUCUUACUACCCUGGUCCAUGCUGCCCGACGUCAUUGACGACUUCCACUUGAAGCAGCCCCACUCCCGUGGAACCGAGCCCAUCUUCUUCUCCUUCUAUGUCUUCUUCACCAAGUUCGCCUCCGGAGUCUCACUGGGCAUCUCCACCCUCAGUCUUGACUUUGCCGGCUACCAAACCCGUGGCUGCACCCAGCCGAGGCGCGUCAAGUUUACGCUGAAGAUGCUGGUGACCAUGACUCCCAUAGUCCUCAUCCUGCUGGGCUUGCUGCUCUUCAAACUGUACCCCAUUGACGAGGAGAAGCGGCGACAGAACAAGAAAGCCCUGCAGGCUCUGCGGGAAGAGGCCAGCAGCUCGGGCUGCUCUGACACAGACUCUACAGAGCUGGCCAGCAUCCUCUAGGGCCUGUGGUGUUGCCCGAAGCCUCCAUGCACAGGGCCUGGAUCACCAGGCCACAGGAAUCCAGGCCUGCUGGCCCACUCACUGAACAUCUGGUCUCCAGAUGCCAGGAAGGGAGCCAAAGACUCGAGAAUAAGCGGCCCAGGACACCUCCUGUGCCCACUGUGGGGCGAGCCAUCCGUAUAGCCGCCUGCCUCCCCUCUGCUCACCCAUGGGGCCGAGCCCUGGGGCUGCUACUGUGAAUAUGCCAAGGACUGAUCGGGCCUAGCCCGGAACACUAAUGUAGAAACGUUUUAUACAGAGACUAAUUAAUAACUUAAUGACCGUGUACAUAGCAAUGUGUGUAUGUAUAUGUCUGUGAGCUAUUAAUGUUAUUAAUUUUCAUAAAAGCUGGAAAACAGA
Equus quagga is the source of this 2139-nucleotide messenger RNA. RefSeq names its product MFSD2 lysolipid transporter A, lysophospholipid (gene MFSD2A). The coding region runs from base 151 to 1740 and encodes 529 amino acids. The record is from RefSeq and is a predicted model, not a curated record. The transcript has 14 exons. Gene Ontology annotation, molecular function: lysophospholipid:sodium symporter activity. Gene Ontology annotation, cellular component: membrane. Lineage: Eukaryota; Metazoa; Chordata; Mammalia; Perissodactyla; Equidae. Gene Ontology annotation, biological process: carbohydrate transport.